This is a messenger RNA of Mesorhabditis belari, 1119 nucleotides long. The record is from the annotation of a GenBank genome assembly. NCBI's taxonomy places the organism in Eukaryota, Metazoa, Nematoda, Chromadorea, Rhabditida, Rhabditidae.
AUGUUGAAGAGCAUCCUUUGGUUGCCUGUUAUUGCGAUAUCCCUUGUUGAAGCGACACUUCCUGUUUGCAAGACUUGUCCAGUAAAUGGACAAUGGAGCCCAUGGUCGGAUCACACGACAUGCUCGAAAACUUGUGGACUCUUUGGACAGAAGGUUCAGAAAAGAAGCUGUCCAUCAUUUGCGAUGGGAUGUCCGUGCAAAGGCCCUGUUUCCCGAAUUGUCCCUUGCGCAUCGGCUGUUUGUCCGAAGGCUCCCGUUUGUGCUACAGGCUACAAAAAGUAUCAACCAAGAGGAUCGACAAGGUAUGUUUGUGGAAAUAUUACACGAGAUGAUAACUAUCGAGCACCCGGCUGUCGAAUUACAAAGAAAAUGCAUCCAUGUCCCUGCCCAACUGGAGGUGCCUGGUCAGCAUGGCAAAACAGUGCUCCUUGUCAGAAAUUUGACUACAAUUUCACGAAGAUCACCUGUGGAAUGUUUGGAACUGUUUGGCAGACGAGAACCUGUAAAUCAACAGCUCAAGGAUGUCCGUGCAGUGGCCCCGAUCGUCGUAAAAUUUCUUGUCCAAAAAAUCCAUGCACUACUGGUCAAAAAUGUUACAACAAUUUGCCAAUAGUGAAAAAUCUGAACACUGGUGCAAAAGAAUGCGGCCUGAAUGUGUGGGCGGCUCCGAUCAUGAAUCCAUUGCCGCCAUGUUAUACGACGACAACAACCACAACUACAGUCACAACAUUUGCACCGUGUGGUAGUGGUUGCUCUGAAGCGGAUUUGCAAGCGCUAUGGUUGACAGAUGAUCAGCCUCAGAAAUUGUCUUUCACUUACUCCACCGAUGCAAAUGGAUGCCUAACAGCCGGCUACGUUUGUCAGGCAAUUAACGCAAGCGAUCUUAUUUUCUUUGGUGUCCGCCCACAGGAGCCACCAUAUCCGGAUUAUUAUCCAAACACUGGUUACUACACAGUCGAGCGUCAAGCUAUUGGAAGCAACAUUGUUUCAAAAGUGCCGAAUCCUUUCCUGUGUGCAAUGACGAGUCCAACUCCAAGAUGGCAAUUUGAUUCAUAUUAUUUCAAUCAGGUGGACAUUUUGACAAUCUUUUGUCAACUUGAAAGACCGAUGGGUGCAGAG